AUGACGACGACGCUCACCCUGGAGCCCGCGGGCUGCUGCUGGGACGAGCCGGUGCGCAUCGUCGUGCGCGGCCUGGCCCCUGAGAAGCCGGUCACGCUGUGCGCGUCCCUGCGCGACGAGACGGGCGCGCUCUUCGGGGCCCACGCGCGCUACCGCGCCCACGCCGCCGGCCAGCUGGCCGCGGGCGGCAGCUUCGCGGGGCUCGAGCCCAUGGGGCUGCUCUAGGCCCUGGAGCCCGAGAAGUCUUUCUGGCGCUUUCUGAAGCGCGACGUGCGGACGCCCUUCGCUGUGGAGCUGGAGGUGCUGGACGGCCACGGACCCGAGGCCCGGCGACUGCUGGGCCAGGCGGUGCACGAGCGCUACUUCCUGCCGCCCGGAGUGCAGCGGGAGCCGGUGCGCGCAGGCCGCGUGCGCGCCACGCUCUUCCUGCCGCCAGGACCUGGACCCUUCCCAGGGAUCAUUGCCAUCUUUGGUCUCGGAGGGGGCCUGUUGGAGUAUCAAGCCAGCCUUCUGGCUGGCCAUGGUUUUCCCAUGUUGGCUCUAGCUUAUUAUGACUUUGAAGAUCUCCCCAAGCAACUGGACAACAUACACCUGGAGUACUUUGAAGAAGCCCUAUGCUACAUACUUCAGCACCCCCAGGUAAAGGGCCCAGGCAUUGGGCUUUUGGGCAUUUCUUUAGGGGCUGAUAUUUGUCUCUUAAUGGCCUCAUUCUUAAAGAAUGUCUCAGCCACAGUUUCCAUCAAUGGAUCUGCAUUCAGUGCAAACAGAGGCAUAUACUAUAAGCACACUAGCAUCCCACCAUUGGGCUACGACCUGAGGAGAACCAAGGUAGCUUUCUCAGGCCUCCUGGACAUUGUGGAUGUAUGGAAUGAUAUGGUCGGAGGGUUUGAGAACCACAGGAUGAUUCCAAUAGAGAAGGCCCAGGGGCCCAUCCUCUUCAUUGUUGGUCAGGAUGACCACAACUGGAGGAGUGAGUUAUAUGCUCAAGUAGCCUCUCAACGGUUACAGGCACAUGGAAAGGAAAAACCCCAGAUCAUCUGUUACCCUGGAACUGGGCAUUACAUCGAGCCUCCUUACUUCCCCAUGUGCCCAGCUUCCUUUCACAUAUUACUGAACAAACCUGUGAUCUGGGGUGGGGAGCCCAGGCCUCAUUCCAAGGCCCAGGUAGAUGCUUGGAAGCAAAUUCUGGCCUUCUUCUGCAAACACCUGGGAGGUACCCAGAAGAGAGCUAUCCCCAAACUGUAA
This is a messenger RNA of Propithecus coquereli (Coquerel's sifaka), 1245 nucleotides long. RefSeq names its product acyl-coenzyme A thioesterase 4-like. Lineage: Eukaryota; Metazoa; Chordata; Mammalia; Primates; Indriidae. Gene Ontology annotation, biological process: fatty acid metabolic process; acyl-CoA metabolic process. Gene Ontology annotation, molecular function: fatty acyl-CoA hydrolase activity. The record is from RefSeq and is a predicted model, not a curated record. Gene Ontology annotation, cellular component: peroxisome.